AUGAAAGACGAAAAACACCAAAAAAAAAAACACGAUGUUGCUCGGUUCCCUGAAUUUCUUGUUUUGAAAGGCAAGACGAGACGAAUGGACGAAUGACUCCUCAAGCGCUGAACAAGUUUCUCAGCGAGUUCCUUAUAACGGUUCGCAAAAAAGAACACAACGAGGAAUACAAGCCUAAUUCCCUAAGGACUUUCUUCGCCAGUUUUCAGCGCCAUUCGAAGAAAAAAUAAACUAUGGACUUUGCCUUAUGAAAAACGUCCAGUUCGAGCAAACUCGGAAAGCGCUUCAAUCAAAGCAAAGGGAUCUAAAACGGAAAGGUAUGGGCAACAAGCCUAAUGCUUCUGCUUUAAGUGAGGAAGAUAUUCAAGUUCUGUUUGAGAAGGAUCUCUUGAGAAGUUCCACGGCGGAAGCGCUUUUAAACACGGUAUUGUUCAACAACAUAAUCCAUUUCGGGUUACUAGGCUGCAAGGAGCACAGACAAAUGUGUUGGGGAGACGUAAAACUUUGUCGAAACUUCCACCGGGCAGGAGUACCUCGAAUUCAAUGA
This is a messenger RNA of Pocillopora meandrina, 547 nucleotides long. NCBI's taxonomy places the organism in Eukaryota, Metazoa, Cnidaria, Anthozoa, Scleractinia, Pocilloporidae. The record is from the annotation of a GenBank genome assembly.